AUGAGGCCGGGCCACAUUCGGGUCCAACCUCAGGACCUGCAGCAGAGCUAUGUCACAAUUCGUACGUCGGUGGACUCGUAUCUGCCUGGACAGUUGGUAACAGUGACAGUUCGAAGCUCUCGGGACUUCAUGGGUUUCCUGCUGCAGGCCCGCCGUGUUGAAGAUUCAGAAGCCACGGCUAGAGUCGCAGGUGGGACAGGGUCCCCUCCGGAAGGUCCGGUUCUGGUGGGCGGAUCCUGGACCCUGGCCCCGCCCGGGACCCACACGUUGCGCUGUCUGUCGGAGGGCGAUACGCUCACCCACUCGGACAAACAGCUGAAACGAAACCUGUCGUUCGUGUGGAGGGCUCCUGAUGCACCCGUCGGAGACAUUCGCUUCUAUAUCACAGUGGUUCAGUCCUACUUUGUUUACUGGGCCGGGAUUAAGUCUGCAGUGAUACCAGCUCCACUGAACCAACCCAGUCAAUCCAUCGGUUCUGCUCCCUUAGGAAAGCAAAGCUUUACCCCCAAAAAGGUCUGGAAGAACACUUCAAGUCCAGUGACGCUCGCAAGGUACCAAAAGGGCCGAAGAACUAAGAACUACUCAGUCCUUCAAACGUCAAGAGAUCAUUCAAGCAGCAACUACCUGGACUCAGGAUCUCUGGCUGAAGAGUCAGGCGGAGAUCCUUAUCCUUUCAUCACCCCUUUCCCACCAGAUGAAGGUGUCUCUGGUAGAUAUUGGGAGGGCGCAGAAACAAGGGCGUCAACACCAAGUCCACUAACGUCUCUAGAAAAUAAGCGUCUCCUUAACACGAACCCCUCAGAGCCAACAUCGUAUAAACCGACAAGACCGCUCAAUGUCCCAACGACUUUGUUUGGUUACAAGAUCCAAAGUCGCUUACAAACAUCUCAGAAGAGCCUCACGACACAUGACGUAAGAAGCCAGUCUAAGUCUUCACUUCAAUCACAGUCCAACACCGACAUGGAGAGUCCUUCCAGCCAGACAGUUUCCAACUCCACAACCUUUUUACCGACUUCUCUGAAGUCUACAACUCAAAGUUUUCUUCUGCAGCCCGAAGACUCCAGAGAUGGACCAUCGCAUCCUCCCAAUAGCUCUCGUCAAACUCUGUUCCAGACAUCCAUGUCUCAAUCUCCGCAGGACCUUAGCAACACCUUAAAAAAUCUUCUCCUGUCUGACAAAGCAGUUGAGGGAGCAAGAACGAGACCACAACCAUGGUCCGAAGGACAUCCUCAAACUGUGACUCACAACAGUCAACCGUCAGUUUCCACUAGAAGAUUGAACACUUUGGUUUUCACAACAAAGUCUGAACAUACUUCAACCACAACAGGAAAAACCAUGAGCACAUUUGAUUCUUCUGGUUCUCCUCAAGGUGUUAUCAGGCAAUCUUCACCAAGCUACAUCGUCGCUAAACACCCAACCAAGAAUCCUUUCACACUUUCUUCCAGCCAAGAACAAACCAUUCCUGUUUAUUCCCAUCUUCCAAAACCUUCUCCUAUCUCUACACCUCCUAAAUGGAUCUCAGGCAUUCUGUCCUCCCCUUACCAAACCAUGUCCCCCAAAACAUCAACAUUUCCCUCGAGUAGCUCCAUCAACUCUCCAUCAUCAGCCACAUUCGAUCUUCAUGGUCCAUUCAGGACUUCCGUCCCGGGAAGCACAAAUUCCCCAUCCUCUCCUACCACCACCAGGUCUACAACCAUGCCCUCCACCUCCUUGAUCCCUUCAAGUUCUCACCUUCCUCUCACCUCAGUGGGAUCCUUGUCUUUUAUUUUGGCUGCCUCACCUUCCUCCCAAGCAACUUCCCCACAUCCAGGACCUUCUCCAGCUCCACGUCGCUCCCUCAACAACCGCCCCUCAAUAUCUCCCGUACCUUUCCCAUCACAAAGACAGACCCACAUUGCAUCAUCUAACCCCAAAGAAAAAUAUCCUCCAUCAACCUCUAACCACAAACUCCAUUCCAACAUCAGGGAGGAACUGAAACCCAAACCUCCAAAACUGGACACUAAGCUUCCCUUGAAUCCCUUGAAAACUCCAGGCAUGGAGGGCAAGUAUCCGGAAAUUGUGACCAGGCAUAGCUCUUGGGAGCUGGGAAUGCUGCUGGGCUGCUCGGCCGGUCUGGGGAUGGCGCUGGUGGUCGGCGUGCGCUACGUCUACAGACAGGCCUGCGGAAAACACACCGAGGUGACGCUACACGACCGGGAGAGAGAUUACGGGAGGGGCGAGCGAGGGAUGAUCCACGUUCAGGAGUGCGGCGAUUUGGUGCGAGUCCGCCGAAUCCGAGAGAACAGCCUGGUGCUCCUUGCCGAGUACGACAUACUAGCCUCGCCUGGAGACUGA
Syngnathus typhle (broad-nosed pipefish) is the source of this 2334-nucleotide messenger RNA. Its product is annotated as mucin-2-like. The coding region runs from base 1 to 2334 and encodes 777 amino acids. The record is from RefSeq and is a predicted model, not a curated record. Gene Ontology annotation, molecular function: oxidoreductase activity, acting on metal ions. The transcript has 5 exons. Lineage: Eukaryota; Metazoa; Chordata; Actinopteri; Syngnathiformes; Syngnathidae.